ACUAGUGUUUCCGGCUCAAUGCGGUUACGACCGUCGAAUCCCCGCCACAGCUUCAUGGGAACAACGCUCGCUUUUCCCUCCCUUUAGCGGCUCAGCCUGUAUCGACAGCUAGGAUCGACGAUCGGAACUUCUGUGUGAACAUUGUACAACGUUAUAAAACUAGUGUCGUAUACGCUGUGCUGACGCUAUGACGGAUACUGUGAACCCUCCCCUCUCAUAUGAGGCAUCAGCCUCGACAACUCAUCCGCAUGUGGCAACCACGCUGCCCCAAGAGGUCAUUGCAUGCUUGAAGAAUUCACGAUUUCUUCAUCUGGCAACAUGUGACGGCCUGACCCCUCAUGUCUCUCUCAUGUCCUAUACCUACCUGCCCUCGACACCUUACGACCAGUACCCCACGAUUAUCAUGACCACAAAUCCUUCCUCUCGCAAGACCAACCAUCUUUUGACCAAUCCGCGAGUUUCCCUGCUUGUCCACGAUUGGGUGUCACACCGUCCGCCCACCCGUGCACCCAACCCCGGAGGUCAGCGCGACGGAUCCCCGCCUCCGGCUGCGACCCGUUCGUCCUUGGCCAGCCUUCUGUUAAAUCUAAACACAAGUGCAUUAUCAAGUAUCUCUACCACCAUCGCCGGUUCGGCUCGUGUCCUGGAACCUGGUUCUGAGGAGGAAGCUUGGUGCAAAGAGCAGCAUCUGGAGAACAACACUUUCGAAGAAGAAAUGGGACUCUUUGGCCAGCAGCAGCAGCAGCAACCCGGCCAACGGAGGCCCAGUAUCUCCAUCGAUGAUGACGUCCGGGUGGUCACCGUCCGGGUACGUGAGGGUCGAAUUGCAGACUGGAAAGGAGGCGUACGGGACUGGCAGGUUGUCCUGGAAGGUGAAGGUCAACCCGCGCCGCUGGUCAAUGGGACCUUGGAGUCGCAAUAGCUGUAGUUUUUCAUGUCGCGAUGAGUCCACUUUCCCUCGGCAAUACAAACAUGAAAUCUUAUCGAGUGGCUAACAAUUUGAUGCAUUAUAAUUGACAUGUAUUGAAGCCUUUCUUUUCCCGCAUGUGUACAAUAUGACAAUAUCACUGCGAUACCUCAGGCGAUAGCUCUGGCAUUCUGCCAGUCGGGGAUCUAUAUAGCCAGAGUUACGAUCAUGACUGGGCCAUUUAAACGCUACAGACUUCGUAAGGCACAGUACAGGGAUCAAAAGAGACACCAAAA
This is a messenger RNA of Aspergillus caelatus, 1203 nucleotides long. RefSeq names its product pyridoxamine 5'-phosphate oxidase family protein. The transcript is spliced from 2 exons. Gene Ontology annotation, cellular component: cytoplasm; nucleus. Lineage: Eukaryota; Fungi; Ascomycota; Eurotiomycetes; Eurotiales; Aspergillaceae. Bases 188 to 922 code for a protein of 244 amino acids. The record is from RefSeq and is a predicted model, not a curated record.